AGGAUUCGUCAGGCGAUGAACAGGCCACGCAACCGCCAGCCGCGCCACUCAGGGCAAACUCAGCGCCCGGGAGGCAGAUCGUCAAACUUGGGCCGACGAGCUCCUGGGACGCCGCAACAGGCCGCCGGCACCGUCCCCACGUCAAGGCAGGUCGUCGCCGGUGCCGCUGUUUACAUCGUCCUCAAAGAAGACCAGCCGACAGGCCGAGAAACGCAGGGCAUCGUGCAGGACGUCCUCACAUCGGGAGACCAUCCCCGGGGCAUCAAAGUCAGGUUACGUGGCGGCUUAGUCGGCAGAGUGCAGAGACUCGAUGACGGCUCUUCUCAGCCAUUGAGUGGGACGGCGUUGGCUUCAAGUGCUUCCUCCAACUCAAAGUUCAACAGCCGGUACACGGAUAUCAGGAAUGACGCAGACUUUGACUAUCUGCAGGGGCCGCCGCCGAGGAGUUUAGCAGACUUUAUGCCAUCGUUGGAGCCACCCGCGACGACUGAUUCUUCUGAUGAUGCUGGAGGAGCUCUCUUGGAUGAAGGCACGGCUGUCUGUCCAAUUUGUAAAACAUUUACUGGAGACGAAGUUGCCGUUACGCAUCAUUUGGAACGAGAGCAUUUCAGCUGA
Molecule: messenger RNA, 615 nt
Organism: Trichoderma citrinoviride
Lineage: Eukaryota; Fungi; Ascomycota; Sordariomycetes; Hypocreales; Hypocreaceae
Exons: 1
Source: RefSeq, a predicted model, not a curated record